UCCGUGUCAGUGGCAACGUAAAUGGCGCGACUCCCUAUGGGCAUUCGCUUUGUUGUCUCGUUCUCCAGGGAUCAGCGGUACAGAGCCUUCACUUUCUCUCUGACGUUUUUGCUGUAUGCCAGCUUUCACUUAUCUCGGAAGCCUAUCAGCAUAGUGAAGGGUGAGCUCCACAAGUACUGCACUGCGUGGGAUGAUGCUGAAGUCAGACUCAGCAGCCAGAGCGACAAGGCUGGGUCUGCUACCCCUCAUCAGCUCCCAGACAACAAGACCGACUGCGGCUGGGCGCCGUUUGAUAAGAGCAACUAUCAGCAGUUGCUGGGGGCCCUGGAUUACUCCUUCCUGUGCGCCUACGCCAUUGGGAUGUACCUGAGUGGCAUCAUAGGGGAACGUCUGCCGAUUCGGUACUACCUGACUUUUGGGAUGCUCGCCAGUGGAGCCUUUACCGCCCUGUUUGGGUUGGGGUAUUUCUACAAUGUCCACAGUUUUGGAUUCUACGUGGUAACUCAGAUCAUCAAUGGAUUGGUGCAGACCACCGGCUGGCCCAGUGUUGUCACCUGCCUCAGCAACUGGUUUGGAAAAGGAAGGCGUGGUUUGAUUAUGGGCAUCUGGAAUUCCCACACCUCAGUGGGCAACAUUUUAGGGUCCCUGAUUGCUGGCUACUGGGUGUCCACAUGCUGGGGCCUGUCCUUCGUCGUUCCUGGAGCCAUUGUGGCAGCCAUGGGGAUAGUGUGCUUUCUCUUUCUCAUCGAGCAUCCGAAGGACAUCAGGUGCUCCUCCACCCUGCUGACGCAUUCAAAAGGCUAUGAGAAUGGUACAAACAGAUUUAGACUCCAGAAGCAAAUCUUUAACAAUGAGAAGAACAGGCCUCUGGACCCAGAGAUGCACUGCUUACUGCCAUCCGACGGUAAUGGCACCCAGCCGAACCACAUCGUCGUUCUCCCAGGGGACGGCGGGAGUGGCAUGGCCGCCAUCAGCUUCAUAGGGGCCUUGAAAAUUCCAGGCGUGAUCGAGUUCUCUCUGUGUUUGCUGUUUGCCAAGUUGGUCAGCUAUACUUUCCUGUUUUGGCUUCCACUGUACAUCACAAAUGUAGAUCACCUUGAUGCCAAAAAAGCGGGGGAGCUCUCCACCUUGUUUGAUGUGGGUGGGAUCUUCGGUGGAAUCCUGGCAGGUGUGAUCUCAGACCGGCUGGAGAAAAGAGCCUCCACUUGUGGCCUGAUGCUACUGCUUGCAGCCCCGACGCUCUAUGUCUUUUCCACCGUCAGCAAAAUGGGUCUGGAAGCCACUGUAGUGAUGCUGCUCCUCAGUGGGGCCCUGGUCAGUGGGCCCUACGCGCUAAUCACCACAGCCGUCUCCGCCGACCUGGGGACUCAUAAGUGUCUCAAAGGAAACUCCCACGCCCUGUCCACCGUGACUGCCAUCAUCGAUGGAACCGGGUCUGUAGGAGCCGCGCUGGGCCCCCUGCUGGCUGGGCUCAUCUCCCCCUCUGGAUGGAGCAAUGUCUUUUACAUGCUGAUGUUUGCAGAUGCCUGUGCCUUAUUGUUCCUGAUCCGCCUCAUACACAAGGAGCUGAGCUGCCCGGGGACGGCAACCAGCAACCAAGUUCUGUUCAAGGAACACUGACCAUGUGAGUCCCAUGGAAGGAGUCUGGGCCCAUCCUCCACAAACUGUCUUUCAAGGAAAAGUUCAAAUAAAGGAUCCUGUGUUGAAAAGAAUGAUUUACCCUUGCCUUUUGCACAUGCACCUGGAAAGACACAAAAGCCAACUUGAGAAUUCCUGGUACUAUUUAGAACAAGAUGUGGGGCUCAGGACAGCAGUGAGUAAAACCCAUGGAAACUGCCGCCCGACUGCCUUAACUGACCCUCCAGCCACGGGCCCCGCGGGCAUGUCUGUCCAGCCCUCAAAAGAUUGUGGCACAACACAGGAUGACGCGUGGCACCUAGGCGGUCUCUGUCUCUCUCAGGUACUUCAGCAACAGAAUGUUACAGGGUGUGCACUGUGCUGGCAGGAGCUCUGGUAACAGCAUGCUGUCGUGUCCAGAGAACCUGAAUGUGCUGUGUGGGAAAACAGGACACUGGAGCGCACAAGAAAAGUGCCAGCCAGCAAAGAGCCAGACUCUACAUGACAUCAGAAAGCCCAGCAACUGGGUCAGAAACCAAGACCAAACUUAGACCCCUCACAUCACCCAGAGCUUUUUCCAGCACUUUCCAUUUCUGUACUGACCUGACAACUGUCAUUGUUGAGAAGUGAACAGUGACGAAGCAAUAAACCUGCCAACGGGAGGACGGCAACCAGAAUGCCAGCCCCAGAGCACCCUAAUCGCUGGCAUUCAAACCCCGGGAGCUCCUGCUGCCGUCAGGGCUGCAGCAGGGGCCUGGAAGGGGGCUUUGCAGUUGGUGCUGGGAGGAGCGGGUCUCCAGCCUAGCAACUUGAUUCACCCAUGACACACACAAACACCUGGGACUGAUUUUAGGCACGUAGCAACAGAGCAGGUUAUUUAUUUAGAGUGUGUAAUGUGUUAUAUGGCAUUUAAGAAACAUAAAUGGCUUCUGUUAUUUAUUAAGACAAACUCCAAUUGUUCUUUUGCCAUUUGUUUUCUCAGUUUUGUCUAGCAAAAUACUUAUCUGCCCUUUGAAAUAAAAUGUUUUUU
Molecule: messenger RNA, 2647 nt
Organism: Galeopterus variegatus (Sunda flying lemur)
Lineage: Eukaryota; Metazoa; Chordata; Mammalia; Dermoptera; Cynocephalidae
Gene: SLC37A1
Product: solute carrier family 37 (glucose-6-phosphate transporter), member 1
Exons: 19
Coding region: 22-1620 (532 amino acids)
Biological process (GO): glucose-6-phosphate transport; phosphate ion transmembrane transport
Cellular component (GO): endoplasmic reticulum membrane
Molecular function (GO): glucose 6-phosphate:phosphate antiporter activity
Source: RefSeq, a predicted model, not a curated record